GCACGCGCCUGAGCGCGCGCCCGGAGGGGCGGGCUGGGACUUUCGCCUCGCACGCCCUUCGGCUGCCGGGAGCCCGAGCUCCCUUCCGCUUCCGACGCACUGUCCGCCAGCCGGUGGAUGUGCGGCAACAACAUGUCCGCUCCGAUGCCCGCCGUUGUGCCGGCCGCCCGGAAGGCCACCGCCGCGGUUAUUUUCCUUCACGGAUUGGGAGAUACUGGGCAUGGAUGGGCAGAAGCCUUUGCAGGUAUCAAAAGUCCCCACAUCAAAUACAUCUGUCCACAUGCUCCUGUGAUGCCAGUCACAUUAAAUAUGAAUAUGGCUAUGCCUUCUUGGUUUGAUAUCGUUGGACUUUCACCAGAUUCCCAGGAAGAUGAAUCUGGAAUUAAACAGGCAGCAGAAACUGUAAAAGCCUUGAUAGAUCAAGAAGUGAAGAAUGGCAUUCCUUCUAACAGAAUUAUUUUGGGAGGAUUUUCUCAGGGAGGCGCCUUGUCUUUAUACACUGCUCUCACCACACAGCAGAAACUGGCUGGUGUCACCGCACUCAGUUGCUGGCUUCCACUUCGGGCUUCGUUUUCACAGGGGCCGAUCAACAGUGCUAAUCGAGAUAUUUCCGUUCUCCAGUGCCAUGGAGAUUGUGACCCUUUAGUUCCCCUAAUGUUUGGUUCUCUUACUGUUGAAAGACUAAAAGCAUUGGUAAAUCCAGCCAAUGUAACCUUCAAAAUCUAUGAAGGCAUGAUGCACAGCUCAUGUCAGCAGGAAAUGAUGGAUGUCAAGCACUUCAUUGAUAAGCUCCUACCUCCAAUUGAUUGACAUCACUAAGAGGCCUUGAGUAGAAGUUCACCAGCAUCACAGUAGUAGAGUAUAAACCUCUUCCCAUGACUGACCGUAGAACUUCUAAUGUGUGCAGUGUUAAAAUGUUUUGCAAAUACAUACCAAUGAUACAGACUAAAUGAUGUUACCCUCAUGGGAAAUAUAUGAUCCUUUUAAGUUUCUAUGCAUAUAUUUGUAUUAUACAAUUCAGAAUAUACUAAGUAUUACAGUAGGUAAGUGAAGCAACUAGAUUCUUUGUCUCAAAUUCAGCAAAAUAAGAUAACACAAACAGUUUUAUUACAUCAUUUGAAAAUUACUAGU
Messenger RNA from Mus caroli (Ryukyu mouse), 1131 nucleotides. RefSeq names its product lysophospholipase 1 (gene Lypla1). Gene Ontology annotation, biological process: protein depalmitoylation. Gene Ontology annotation, molecular function: palmitoyl-(protein) hydrolase activity; carboxylic ester hydrolase activity. Gene Ontology annotation, cellular component: cytoplasm. NCBI's taxonomy places the organism in Eukaryota, Metazoa, Chordata, Mammalia, Rodentia, Muridae. The record is from RefSeq and is a predicted model, not a curated record.